CCCCCUUAUACAUCUGAGACUAUCGGGGACAGAGUCCAGAUGCAAAGGAAUAACUAUUCUGGCACGGUGGAGCCUCCUCAGCUCUAAUGUUAGAAAUGAAUCAUUAUCCCCAACCCUGAUGAGGCAAACGAAAUGCCACCCGUCACGCGGGCACGGGAAGCUUCUCUUCUGUGUCCGCAGCCCAAACAAGGCCUUCUGCUGCUCCUUUUCUCUCCCCUCUUGAAACUCCGAACAGGCCUAAACACUUCGCUUCCCGGUCCUGACUUGUUGCCAAUUUAAGAAACCAGAAACUCCUGAGAUGACCUCGGGGCACCAGCUGGUUUCUGGCUCGGGAAGGCCCGCCUUGCGUUUCGUGCCAAGCAUUCGUUCCCUGUAUGCAGUUAAAGGAGAAGAAGACGGUGGAGGAGGAGGAAGAGGCGACGGCACUCCAGCCGGCCAGGAAGGAGCCAUGGCUGCUGUCUUCCUGCCAGGCAACCUUCAGGAUGAAGCCACUUGCUCGGUCUGCCUGGAGUACUUCAAGGACCCCGUCUCCAUCGAGUGCGGCCACAACUUCUGCCGCUCCUGCAUCGCCAAGAGCUGGAAGAGCCUGGAGAGCGACUUCCCCUGCCCUCAAUGCAGGGAGGUUUUCAAGGAGAAGAGCUUCAGGCCCAACAGACAGUUGGCCAACAUGUCGGAGAUCAUCAGCCAGUUCAUCAUGCAUGGUGGCAAGGGCCUGGAAGAAGACGGGCUGUGCGAGAAGCACAAGGAAGCCCUGAAGCUCUACUGCAAGGACGACCAGAAGACCAUCUGCGUGGUGUGCGACCGGUCUCGGGACCACAGGCCGCACACCGUAGUGCCCAUAGAGGAGGCUGCCCAGGAAUACAAGGUAAGAGAUCUGAUGCGCUGGUGUUCUGCGCAGGUGUGGUGGGAGUGGCCCCUAGCUGGAUUGCUCACAGGCCUUUAGACGGACAUUGUUUGCUGCUAAGAAGACAACCCUUAAAGCUGAGAGGAAAGUUCUUUGUAGAAGGGGAGUGGGGGAGAGCAGAGGGGAAGGAAUGGCAGACCCUUGGAUCUCAGGGUUCGACUGCCUUUGGUUUUCGCUUUUCCAGGAGGCCUAGAACGAGAGCAAGAGCACUGGUGCCUGUCACUCUCUGAGGCCCCUCAGGAUGUUGUCAUCAUCACAUAAGAGCCCAUCCACUUGUCAGAUUUGGCCCACAAGGGGUCCAGGAGUUUAUGAUCGGGCCCUCCAGUCAGAAAAUAUCCCCCCCUGCCCCCAUUACCAUAUGGCUAGAUAGGACCCAGACUGUAUUCCCUCUCUCUCCCCUGACACCUCUGGAAGGGCAGGAUAUAAAUAUUAUUUAAACUGUAAAAGUUCCAUAUGGGACUUUGGUUAAAGGCACAGGAUAGAAACUGGUCUCAAAAGCUGAAAGUUGCAGGUUUCAAGGAUGUACACAGAUAAUUUGAUUCCGUUUGCAUUUACAAGCAAACCUAAUUUGCACUUUCCAAAGCAGUAUGCAACUAAAACACAGCAAUCUCCCCAAAUUUGCAUGUCUCCAAAUUUUGGAGCGCAGUUCUCCAGUCACGUAAUGUGUGCAGAUAUGCACGUCCUAGAGUAAAGUGUGCAUACAAGUGCAUACAUCAGUGAAAAUACUAUACAGGAAUGCAUCGUAGAAGAGAAAUUGCUUUUCAGAAAUGUGUAUUUUAUUCAAAAGUGCACACGAAGUUGUGUCGGUGGGGGGAAAUUUGCACUGAAAUACUGAGUUUUUACAAGGACGUGGUUUUCGUUUACAAAAAUGCACAAACUGAUGUGGAAUUGUGGAGGGCAGGCCUUGAGAAUAGAAAAAAAAUGAGAAGCUGAGAGAAAAAUGGACAGGUGUGCCCAUCUCUAGUCUGGAAGUGGCUUCUUAGAAUAGCCAAGCAUAGCAGUGCCUGCCUAGAUAUCUCUGCUCCCUAGUUAGCCCCAUUGAGCUCAAUGGGACUGACUCCCAGGUACGGGUGCAUAGAUUGCAGCUUGAAUUUCCCAUUAGAGGGCAGGCGUAAGUUGCACCUGUGCUGCCUGUCCUUGUCAGGCAGGAAAAGGUUAAGCAAGUAACCAAAUUCCCGAUCUAUUUCUGGGAGGGAGAGUUCCCAAAGUGGGAAUAAGGUCACAGGCUGACACUGUUUCUCUGGAGAGCAGGAGCCCAGCUUGCUCUUCGGCUGUGCAGUGCCAAUAGCAACUUAAAAUAGAAUUUACAGCUGAUGAAGGAGGGAUGGCUGUAGGCUUAGAAGGGCUGGUCCAUUGGCCCUGGAAGAUUUUGGGGCAAGUUGUUCUGUGCUCGAGCUACGGGUCCUCCACCAACUUCCCUUUACACAAGUGGUCUUUGCACUGGGGACCACAUAACACCGGUCCUGAGAGAUCUGCAUUGGCUCCCAGUACGUUUUGGAGCACAAUUCAAAGUGUUGGUGCUGACCUUUAAAGCCCUAAACGGCCUCUGUCCUGUAUAUCUGAAGAAGCGUCUCCACCCCCAUCGUUCAGCCCGGACACUGAGAUCCAGCGCCGAGGGCCUUCUGGUGGUUCCCUCAUUGCGAAAAGUGAGAUUACAAGGAACCAGACAGAGGGCCUUCUCGGUGGUGGUGCCCGCCCUGUGGAACACCCUCCCUUCAGAUGUGAAGGAAAUAAGCAGCUAUCCUAUCUUCAAAAGACAUCUGAAGGUGGCCCUGUUCAGGGAAGUUUUUAAUAUUUAAUGCUGUAUUGUUUUUAACACUUGAUUGGGAGCCGCCCAGAGUGGCUGGGAAGACUCAGCCAGAUGGGCGGGGUAUAAAUAAUAAAUUAUUAUUAUUAUAAUUAUAUCAUUUGUGGGAAUCUGCAGCUGGGUCUCCUUUUUUAUUUUUAUUUUUAAUACAGCUGCCGUGAAGGGCUCCCAAUUUACAUAGGUACCCAAGGCUGUUGGAAAGCAGUUUCAGCAAAGGGCAGUGAUUCAAAUCGGGGCUAUGGUCUGACUGCACAUUAUGUAGCAAUCUUGUUGAAGCUACGUUGUUCUGUCAUGGGAAGUUACAGGGGAACCCCAGGGUUAAUGCGAUCUGGGGCUUAGAGUAGGGAUGGCCUACAACUCCCAUCAGCCCCAGACAGCAUGGCCAGUGGUCAUGGAAGAUGGGAGUUGUAGUCCAAUGACACCAGGUUCCCCAUCCCUAGGUUAAAGCCAGGUGUUGUGAUAGGGCUGGUGAGUUGUGGGUUCGAAUCUCCGCUCGGCCACGGGGUUUACUGGGUGACCUUGGGACACCCCCCAUUCAGUUUUACCUACCUUACAUGAUUGUUGUGAGUUUAAAGCAAACAUGAGAGGAACCUUGGUGGGUCAGUCUGUUCUGCAUUCUGUUCGGCCAGAAUUUUCCCUCUGCCUAUGGGAAGCCCACAUGCAGGAACUGGGAGCAGCAGUUGUUGCCAAAUUACUGUUGUAACCUGAAGGGUGUGUAUGUGUUUUUGUGUCAAACCACAUGCCAACAAGAGCUUUUUGGAAGAAAGUGAGACCUAAAUGAAACAAACUAAAGCUAUGCCACUUUUAGUUUUGUUUGAAGGAAGGUUGGAUGUAAAUGUAAUAAACAAAGAAUAGAUCAGUGAUUUGUUUUUUUUUAAAUUGAAUUUAUUUCCUAUCUUUCCUCCCCAAGGGUGGCAAGCAGAUACACAUUAAAAAAACACCAAACCCCUUAUUGACAGCUGCACGAAUUAUUAUAGCUAGGAAGUGGAAGGGGCAAGCAGAAAAUAAAAUGGAAGAAUCGUAUAAAGAGGUGUGGGAUAUAGCCAUUAACGAUACAUUAACAUGUGCCAUUAAGGUAAGCUGGGGAAUAUGCAGGAGAAACGAGUUUGAGGAGAUAUGGAAAGUGUUUGUAGAAUUUGUACUGUUAAAACGGAAAGGGGUCAAACCAUCAUAAGAGGUGCUGAAAUUUUGGGAGGUUGGAUAGUUACAAUGGAAUGGUCUCGGGGGUGGGGUGCACAUUUUCAUUCCUAUUUAUGUAUGAUUAGUACUUUGUCAAAAUAAAAUUUAAAAAAAGAAAAAAUAAGACAGAAAGAAAAGGAAAACAAAGGAAAACAUUCCAAAACAGAUUAAAACAUUCCAAAAAUAAUUUAAAUUAAAAAAAACCCCAACAAGCAGUCACAGUAAAAAACUUUCUUCUGUCCAAUAACCUUGGGGUUGCCAGGAACAGUAUUAUUGAGCCAUCAGAUGCCUGGGAAAACAGGAGACAGGUGCAGCUCACUAGGGGAGGACAUUCCACAGCCACCACUGAAAAACUGUGUGGAAGCAGGAAUAACACAGCCAAUCCCAACGCCACUGUGCCAUUGCUCUGAUCAUUUUUGGAGUCCCCUGGCUAACUGCAUUCAUGUAAAGAAGAAACAAACAUUGGGCGAUCAAGUCACAGAUCGCCUGGGCAAUGUAUAUUUAGGCCUUCAGGUUAAUUUAGCUAGAACAGCUACCGCUCCAUGCAUGAAUCACUGGUUAGUUCCAGGUUUCGCUUGCUAAUAGGAAUGUAGGGAGCUUGUCCACAUGGGCCAUCACUUAGCACGGGCAAUGCAAACAUACCAAGGCUAAGCCUCCUGGCCCAGCUCUGAAUGGGAGCCAAGCUGGGAGGUACUAAGGAACAGGGAUCUGUCAGGACGUGCAGAUAGCAGUGCAAAUUGACAUUUAGGGCUCCUCUAAAUGACCUGUUUAUUGAGGCUUACAUAGAGGUUAGACUAGGUCUGAUCUUUCCUGAGCAUUUGUUCUGAUUUAUUUGCAGGAAAGGUGGUACCAAUGAUGACAAUUCAUCUUGAUUUGCUUGUGCAGGUGUACAUGCACAGGUUCCCAUUGUUUGUUCACCCCACAUAUUUCAAUGCAUUUCCCCAUCACUUUCCUAACUGCAAAAAGUCUGUUUGUUUGUUUUUUAAAGUAGGUUAGUGGCACAAGGCUGGCAGAGCACUUUAAUCCACUUUAACUGUGCAAACCUACAUUUCCUCCCUGGUCCUGAAUGGGGUAACUGUGCCCCUGAAGGACCAGAUGCGCAGCCUGGGAGUCAUUCUGGACUCACAGCUGUCCAUGGAGGCGCAGGUCAAUUCUGUGUCCAGAGCAGCUGUUUAUCAGCUCCAUCUGGUACACAAGCUGAGACCCUACCUGCCCGCAGACUGCCUCGCCAGAGUGGUGCAUGCUCUGGUUAUCUCUCGCUUGGACUACUGCAAUGUGCUCUAUGUGGGGCUACCUUUGAAGGUGACCCGGAAACUACAACUAAUCCAGAAUGCAGCAGCUAGACUGGUGACUGGGAGCAGCCGCCGAGACCACAUAACACCGGUCUUGAAAGACCUACAUUGGCUCCCAGUACGUUUCUGAGCACAAUUCAAAGUGUUGGUGCUGACCUUUAAAGCCCUAAACGGCCUCGGCCCAGUAUACCUGAAGGAGUGUCUCUACCCUCAUCGUUCUACCCGGACACUGAGGUCCAGCGCCAAGGACCUUCUGGCAGUUCCCUCACUGCGAGAAGUCAAGUUACAGGGAACCAGGCAGACGGCCUUCUCGGUAGUGGCGCCCGCCCUGUGGAACGCCCUCCCACCAGAUGUCAAAGAGAAAAACAACUACCAGACUUUCAGAAGACAUCUGAAGGCAGCCCUGUUUAGGGAAGCUUUUAAUGUUUAAUAGACUAUUGUAUUUUAAUAUUUUGUUGGAAGCCGUCCAGAGUGGCUGGGGAAACCCAGCCAGAUGGGCGGGGUAUAAAUAAUAAAUUAUUAUUAUUUAUUAUUAUUCCUGCAAAAUGCAGUCAGUCUGGAGGCAACCUUAACAACAACAACAAUAAAAACAAACAAACUUUCAUUUGUAUCCCGCCCUCUCUGGCCGAAACAUGGCUGCAUAUUAGUCAUCAUCUCUCCAUGCCUGAGCACAUUGAGAAGACGACCCUCCUUUUAAUACUCCUUGAUGUCUAUUGUAGGUCAGCACAUUAAAGUGGUAAGCAGGACUUCAUCCAAGCCAGGGAUCACUAGGUUUGAACCUCUCAGGUUAUGUGUUGGGGGCUAGUGGUCCACAGCCCAAUCCAGACUGCCAGAUGUGUGCAUACAUACAGGGGUGCUUAAUGCCAUUUUUGUCUCUCUCACACUUCAAGCCAAAAGAAUAGCUGUCUUGUGAAAGUAUGAGGCUCUCCUGCUAAGCCACACUACAUACACCAGACUUCCCCAACCAGAUAUUUUGGAUCCCAAGUCCCUUCUGCUCUCUGCAGCUGGCAUGGCUAUCAAUAUUUAUUAUUACCUAUUACCAUGAGGUUCAAUCAUGGACGUGUUCGUUAUCCAUCAGCAGUAAGCAUGUGAAAUAACACAGAGCCAACUGUGGACUGCAUCUCCCUUGUCAAUCAUCAUUGUGACAGUGGCCUACGUGAGAAUUGUUUCCCCUUCCUCCAAGUCUGAGACUGCAGCUCUGAGCCAGAUCUGAGUCCAGAAGCAUCUAAUUUUAGAAAUUAAACAUUGGAGGUGUAAUAAAUCCUUGUCAUGUGGUGCUGCCAGGUGGAAUAGCAAGGCAAAAGCAUCGCCUUUCUCUGCUUUCAGCUUCUGAGUGGAGGCAGGAUCGCUGGCUUGAAACACCUGGCAACCCUUAUGGGCACCUGCCACUUGCAACUCCACACACACACACACACACACACACACUGCCGGAUUUACAUAUAAGCUAAACAAGCUAUAGCUUAGGGCCCCACUCUCUUGGGGCUCCCCCAAAAAAUUUAAAGAAAAAAACAACCACUGGAUGUACGUUUCCAAAAUAUAAGAUAAAAAACAAAUAAAAUAAAACAGCAACAGGGUUUUGCGUUGUUUAGGCUCCUAUGAUGUAAGUCAUGGGCCCCGCCUGCUAACCUGCUCCCUAAAAUAUCACUGGUUCGCUCAUUUCUAUAUAUAGGGUGCCUACAUUCUGCACGGACUGGUUGCAUGGCAACAUGUGCAAAUGGCUUUAGAUAUUUAUUAGUUCUAUAAAUUACCAUAUAGCAUAUAUUCAACACAAAAAACAGCAACAAUUUGUUGUUGACAAAGGACAGCUGGGCAUAUAAAGGGCCCCAUUACCUUCAGUAGCUUAGGGCCUCAUCAAACCUAAAUCUGGCCCUGCGUGCACGUGUGCGCGCACACACACUUGUUGUUGUUGUCGUUUAGUCGUGUCCUACUCGUCUUGACCCCAUGGACCAGAGCACGCCAGGCACUCGUCUUCCACUGCCUCCCGCAAUUUGGUCAAACUCAUGCUGGUAGCUUUGAGAACACUGUCCAACCAUCUCCUCCUCCGUCGUCCCCUUCUCCUUGUGCCCUCCAUCUUUCCCAGCAUCAGGGUCUUUUCCAGGGAGUCUUCUCUUCUCAUGAGGUGGCCAAAGUAUUGGAGCACACACACACACCUACUCAAAUCCCUGCAAAAACACAAGUUGCUGUCAGGAAUGACAUGGUCCUGGGGGAGGGUUCCAAUGAAUUCUGCAUAACCUGGCGUUCCUCUUGCCAAUAGGAUUUCCCACUUUUAUCAGACUGGAGAGAUCCUGGUUCAAUUCCUCACUCACCAUGGGGCCCAAAUGGGUGACAUCACAAUCUCUCAGCCUACUCUAUUUCACAGGGCUGUUUUAUAAGGAUAAGGUGGGUGUAAUUAUUGCAGAGCAGCUUGAGCCCCCUGGAAGAAAGCUGGGAUAAAAAUGCAGUAAAUAAACAGAAUGACGUAGUUGCUUGAGAAGCAGCAAUUCCGGAGAUUAAGCCUUCUGCAUCACUGUCCCGCCAAGAUUUCUGUGCCUGGAUUCCCACUUAAUGCAACUCCUUCUCAUUAGUAGCAUUGGACCCUGCCUUAAACUGAGACAGACCAUUGGUCCAUCUAGGUUGGUGUUAUGUAUUGAAGUUCUCACCCUGGCCAAAAGGAGUCUCAUGUAUGUAGUUUUCACUCAGGUCCACGUCAGCUACUUUAGGCGGGAAACCCUGGGUUGUUGUUGCUACAAUGUUGACAGCCGGCUGCCUAUAAAAGCAGGCCAGCUGAGCUCUUUGCUGUUCAGUUCUGUUCCAGCUUACAAAUAAAGAGCUGCUUUGAAGAAUCUCUGUGUCUGAUAUGUUCACCCACAACAUAACAGUUGGUACUGUUUUUAUGGCCAUAUAUAUAUAUAUAUAGCCAGAGUCUUUCUCAGAGAGCAGGUCUUUCCCACCCCUACCAGCUGGAUGUUAAACUUGUAAUAUUUUGCAUGCCGUUUUAUACGGAUGGUGAACUGCAGCCUGAUGCAGCAAAAAAUAUGUGAUGGAACCAACUGACUAAUAAUAAUAAUAAUAAUAAUUUGUUAUUUAUACCCUGCCCAUCUGGCUGAGUUUCCCCAGCCACUUUGGGCGGCUUCCAAUCAAGUGUUAAAAACAAUACAGCAUUAAAUAAAACUUCCCUAAACAGGGCUGCCUUUUGCUUUAUCUCUCAGUUAUCAGUAUAAAUCUGUCUGGUGGACUUUCUCCUGCAGAACAGAUCCCAAAGUACAUGAAAAAUGCAGGAACUUUUUUAUAAAAAAAACCCAACAAUUUUAUGUUUUUUGGAUCUUAGGAACAAAUUCAGGCCCGUCUGGAUUUCUUGAAGAAAGAGAGACAGGAGCUUCUGGAAUUCAAAACACAGGACGACAAGAAAAGCCAAGACCUUUUGGUGGGUAUCAGUUGUUACUUACAAGCUGGCAAAUGGGUACACCAUUGACUCAAAUGAGGGGGUAUAAUAUAACAGAGCUGAAAAGGGUUGAGGAGGGGGGCUACUCUUUUGCCUUUCAUAACAGCUUGAUAUUGUGAUGAAGUGUGUAGCUGGUAAAGCAGAGAUAAGCAUUAUCAUGCACUGCACAUAUCUGCCCAUCUAGCUGCUCUUGAAGGCGCAGGGCAUGACAAGAAUUUGAAUUUGAAAAUUUUGAAUUUGAAUUUGAAAUCCUGCAGUCAAGCAUUGCUACACAGAGAACAGAUAUCUUUGGCCACAUCUUCACUCAGAAGAGAGAAUAUAAAUGUGCUUUAACAUUGCUUCGGGGUUGUUGUUGUUUAGUCGUUUAGUCGUGUCCGACUCUUCGUGACCCCAUGGACCAGAGCACGCCGGGCCUUCCUGUCUUCCACUGCCUCCCGCAGUUUGGUCAAAUUCAUGCUGGUAGCCUCGAGAACACUAUCCAACCAUCUUUCCCAACAUCAGGGUCUUUUCCAGGGAGUCUUCUCAUGAGGUGGCCAAAGUAUUGGAGCCUCAGCUUCAGGAUCUGUCCUUCCAGUGAGCACUCAGGGCUGAUUUCCUUCAGAAUGGAGAGGUUUGAUCUUCUUGCAGUCCAUGGGACUCUCAAGAGUCUCCUCCAGCACCAUAAUUCAAAAGCAUCAAUUCUUCGGCAAUCAGCCUUCUUUAUGGUCCAGCUCUCACUUGGGUUACAUGACAGUAGAAUACAAGGGGUAUCUGGAUGAGUUCCACAGCAACAGGUUCACAGCCAAAGACCUCUGUUCUGUGUGCCAAUUGACUUCAUGGGCAGGCACCUUGCUUACGUGGCUGGUUAAAGCAGUUUCAACUCAUAACAGACUCAGAGCACAAAUUUACAGCGCAGAUGACAAACUAGGUGAAAGGUUAGGAGUGUCCCUUGUUAUUUUUGCAAAUUAUAACUCUGUUCCUUAUCCUCUGCUGCCAUCUAUUGUUUGUACUUAUUUAUCAUUACUCUCCAUCUACAGCCUUUGUGGAAGCGAAAAGAUGCUUCCUGGAUCUUUUUGGGGGCAGGAUUCAAAUCACAUACUGGCAAAUUCAGGUUACACGAUUAAAGUGGAUUUGGAGCUUGUAAGCAACUAGCCUACAUCCCAUAAUGCUUUUUGCAAUAAGGAAAGUGAUGGCAACAUGUAUUGGAAAGUGUAAGUCUGGCUGUCAUCCCAAAACACGACAGUAGAUGUCCUCACUUGUAAUUUAAGGAGAAGCUCUUUUUAAAGGCAGAGUAACAGUAAGGUUACAGGUUUUAGGGGGUCAGUCUGGAUGACACCCAGGUGUCCCUUACAAACCUGUGAUCUUGUGUAGAUGAGGUUAGAAUCUAUAAGAGGCAAGCGGCCAAACCAAAAACCCCAAAACCACCGUUCUGAAGGGCCCUUUUAUUGACACCAUUCUGACGUUAGCUGGCCAAAGUUGUGUUUUGAGACUGUUUGGUGGUGUUAGGCCUUCUGCUAACUGGCAAUCUUGGUUUUGUUUCUUUAAGAAAACCAUAGAGACUGAGAGACAGAAGGUCCUCUCUGAAUUUGAAGGGAUGCGCCAGUUUCUGCAUGAACAAGAGCAGCUUCUUCUGGGUCAGCUGGACAAGAUGGAGAAGGGCAUCACCAAGAGGCAGAACGAGAACAUCACCGAGCUCUCCAAGGAGAUUUCUCUCCUCAACAAACUCAUUGCUGACCUGGAAGACAAAAUCCAAGAGCCAGUGCUUGAUUUCCUCAAGGUAAAACUUUCCAAAAAAAAUUACACAUGCAUCCCAGAACCUUUGUGCAAAGCCAAGCCUAUUAUCACCAGCGUCACCUAUAAAUUAUCUGACACACUGCACCACAAUAGAUGUCUGGAUGUGUGCACACUUGCAGAACUUGCAUGACCUGUUGUACUUUCUUGAUCAAGUACUUAGAAACCUCGCCUCAGGAAGGUGCUUUCCUCAAGGAAAGUAAAAGCCAUGUUAUCUCUGCCUUGGCAGUGCUGGAUUUGACCAGAAUAUUGACAUUUAGGGUGGUCUCCUAGGCCACAUUCAUGCCAUACUUUAAAGCACCAUGAUACCACUUCAAACAGUCGUAUAAAGGUGAAGGACCCCUGAGAGUAAAAUCCAGUCGCAAACGACUCGGGUUGUGGCGCUCAUCUCGCUUUACUGGCCGAGGGAGCCGACGUUUGUCCGCAGACAGUUUUUCCGGAUCAUGUGGCCAGCAUGACUAAGCUGCUUCUGGCGAACCCAGAGCAGCGCAUGGAAACGCCAUUUACCUUCUCGCCGCAGUGGUACCUAUUUAUCUACUUCCACUGGUGUGCUUUCGCACUGCUAGGUUGGCAGGAGCUGGGACCGAACAACGGGAGCUCACCCUGUCACGGGGAUUCGAACCGCCGACCUUCCAAUCAGCAAGCCCAAGGCUCAGUGGUUUACAUGUCUCAGUGCCACCCAUGUCUCAAACAGUCAUAGCUUUCCCCAAAGAAUUCUGGGAGCUAUAGUCUGUUAAGGGUGCUGAGAGUCGUUAGCAGACUCCUAUUCCCCUCACAGACUACAGUUCCCAAAGUUUCUUGGGAAGAAGGAUUGAUUGUUAAGCCACUCUGGAGAUUGUAGGUCAUGGAGGCGAGGAUCUCCUAACAACUCUUCAUUAAGGGUGCUGAGAGUUGCAGGUGAAGCUUUUUACAGCACAAACCGAAGCAUUAUGACUUGCUAACAUCUGCGGAUCGAGCAGCUGUCAAAAGCAGAGGAGCCAGGGAGUUAGGAAGAAUGUCGGUCGCCCUGACAUCUGCAACAUCUUGAAUUAAAACAGGACUGAGUUUCUUUCAAUUCACAAACAAUAUUUUCUGAUUUCUGUAUUGUUGGGGGGAGGGGAGAAAAAUACUCCCCCUCACCCCCUCACUUUAAAAUUGCUUUGCAUAAAAGCUGUGUUCUGUGGUGUUGAUUUUUAAGCCUUGAUUUUUCUGUUUGCCACCGUUCUCAAGUUGCACCUAAUGUUCCCAUGCCAAGCAGUUUCUUUGACCUAUUUAAAGGCUGCAGCGUUCCUCGCUGAGGAUGGCUGUAGCCCAGAAAUCUGGGCUGUGGUCUCUUUCUAUACAUAGCAUACUGUACUAGGGACAUCAUUUCCAUGUCACUUUACAUUCAAAUGAGUCUCAAAGUGGCUUGCAAACAAUAAAUAACAGUAACAUAGGAAAACAUAAUGAAACAACAUUAUGUAAAAUAAUUAACAGAUCAUCAGUAGAACACUUGCAAUCUACAUAACACUACUGUAGUAACAAAUCAGCCAUGAAAAAAGUAAGCUGAUAGCUGAACAUCACAAUUUUAGCAAAUGUCAUACUAUAUGAUUGACAGGUUAAUACAGCAUUUAGAAUCAAUAAAACAAAAAUGGAAAACGAGCGAGGUCCCAACCAAAGAAGAAUGGCAACUUAAGCUGAUGGAAUAUGCGCAGCUUGCAGACUUAACAUACAUGAGAAAGACCACUACACACACACACACACACACACACACACACACACACACACUUUUAUUAACUUUCAAAAUUUUAAACAUAUACAGUCAAAAAGCAUUUUUGUCUUUUCUCUAAUUUUUGCCAGCAUCCCACCCCUUUUCCAAUAGAGUUGCUGUUUCUCUCCUGCUGCUGCACCCUGUCUUCUACCUAUCAAAUCCGAACCACGUCCAUGUUAUAUUUUAACCACCACUCUACAAAUGGUGGGCAAUUCUGGUAUGAGCAUUGGUGGCAGUGUGGUGGCUGUGGACUAAACACUUGAACACCCUUUCCGAGGGCUUCCAGCCCUUCUCCAGACAGCUGCCGCUAUACACAGAAGUCAGCUGUCAGGAAAAAGCAUUUGUGACCCCUGCAUCUAUAUGGCAGUAGAUGCAGCAGGAUGGAUUGGCAACUAGAAAACCAGAAUGUCCUACACCAAGGCGAUCCUUCCAUCAGGACAAGCGCUUAGGUUUGCCAGAUGGAAUGUCCCUUGCCCAUCCACAGGCCCAAAGGAGGUGCCUGUUGAAGUAUAGGUAGGUUCCCACGAGGCAAGACACAGUGAUAACAGCAAGAACCUUUGUUGAACUAACAGAACUGGACAACAGGGGCAAAGCAACUUCUUAUAUACAUUUCUGAAGGCCUGGGCCACUCCCACUCCCAACGUGAUUGGCUAUCUAAACUUCCAAGCUGCAAAUCAUGACUCAGAGUUUGAGGGCCAAUGGCAUAAGCCCAAAUACUGAAUACGUACUGUGAUUGGAUAUCAUGUAUCGAAUCAGAAUACAGGGGCUCAGAACCCUUAGUCCAGACCAGGCACCCCUAACCUAUGGCCCUCCAGAUGUUUUGGCCUACAACUCCCAUGAUCCCUAGCUAACAGGACCAGUGGUCAGGGAUGAUGGGAAUUGUAGUCCAAAGCAUCUGGAGGGCUGAAGGUUGGGGAUGCCUGGUCCGGACUCAAGCUCAGGCAAACACAGACCAUGGAAUACAUAACACCUGUGCAAGUGGUUUGAUGCAGGGGUACCAAAGAAGGAUGUCAGAAAUGCCAGAGGGAUGCCCCUCUCCGACGCUGGGAUCCAGUGCUGCGAGCAGGCUGCAGCUCCACCCCACAGCUCACCCCACACACCCUGGUUGGCGAUUGCAGAAGUUACGCUGCUGGGGCAAACACAGAAACAGCAAGUGUCUGUCAUGACUCUCGACUCCUGGGCAAACAUUCUUUGCAUUACUUGCACAGGAAACUGUUGCCCAUGAAGGGGGAGCAGGAAAUAUCUUAAACAUGUAGCAGAGUUUACAAAAAAACAGACCAGAGGCAAUUGUACUUCAUCCAGCAGAGCUUUACUUUCUACUGAAGGCAAAUGAGCAUAAUGGUCACAAGUCCAGUGUAAUCAGGAUUGGCACAGUCCAUAAAAAUCCAGUUGCAGCAAAAAACAAUAAAACUUACACUUAAAAGAACUUAUAAUAAGGCUCAACCUUAACACUAAGCAUACAGAAACAGAACAUGAGAACAAAGAGACAGAAAAACAGAAAGUGAGUGAGACCCUGACAGAAACAUAACAGAAGCAGUUUACCAGCUGUACACAGCUUCCCGGAAGAAAUGUAACCCAAACAAAAAAAACCUCCUUCCUGUUUCAUUCACAUAGAAAUAAACCUUCUAUAACACAGAGAAUAAACCUUCUAGGGCCCUCUUGAACUAAUCAGAAUAGGAAAAAUCUCUACAUAUCAGAUCAAUACUUUCUGUACAAAGAAAUGCAAACUGACAAAAACGCCACACGUCAGUUUGGCCAGAAUCUCCCAUCGGUCCACAGGGGGCAGGCAUCAAACUCUGUCUCCUCUUCCUAGGCCAAUAGCCAAGCGUGCCAAGACAACAGAGAUAAGCGUGGCAUCAAAGCAGGCCAAUUAGCAUAUAUCAAAGCAAACGGAUAAACAUAGUGAGCUCAUUCUUGCAUCAAAUACUAAUUAGUCUCUGGGUUAUCUUGACUACCAAGAUGGCCUUUACAGGCCUUAAGGAACAAAUAUUCACCGUUUGGUUCUACACAAUCCUCCUCUCUUCCCCCUGCAUGCUGUUCCAGGGUGUCAAGGACUGGCUGGAUGCUGAGGAGUGGUGGGAGGCAGCAGCUGGGGGACCCUCAUGGGAACCCCCAGGGGAAGAAGGCUCAGAGCCCGGGGAUUGGUGGUGGGACGACGAUGAGUGGCCAGAGGGAGCAGACCGGGAGGAGGAGGAGGAGGAGGUGUCGGAAGCUAAAGAGGUAACAGGGUUUAGUGAGCAGGGAUAUUCCGACAAUUGAAGAAUGGCAACAGAAAGUAUUGGAGUAUGCGGAAAUAGCAAGGCUAACUGGAAGAAUCCAACAGCAGGACGAUGCGAAAUUCCAAAAAGAAUGGCCCAAAUUUAUGGUAUACUUAGAGAAAUCUGUACAGUGGCACCUCGGGUUACAUACGCUUCAGGUUACAGACUCCACUAACCCAGAAAUAGUACCUCGGGUUAAGAACUUUGCUUCAGGAUGAGAACAGAAAUCGUGCUCUGGCGGCGCGGCAGCAGCAGGAGGCCCCAUUAGCUAAAGUGGUGCUUCAGGUUAAAUACAGUUUCAGGUUAAGAACAGACCUCCAGAACAAAUUAAGUUCUUAACCCAAGGUACCACUGUACAUAAAUAAAGACACUCACAGGACUGAAAUAAAACUCAUCACGUUUAUUGUAAACAUUUGGUUAGACCACAAGACGUAAUGCUGUAAUAUAAUAAGGAAUGUAUGUCUAAAGUAGAAUACAAAAAUUUAUUAAGGAAUUAUAGAUAUUUAUAGAAUGCAUAUAUAGCAAUCACGCUUAAGUAAGAGCAAUGUAGAGAAGCCAGAAGAGGGGUGGAGGGAAGUUAAUUCGGAUAAGAUAUAGACUUAAAGGAGAAUAAUAUUGUUAAUCUGUAUUGUGUUUAAGAUAUUUGGAAAAAAUUACUGGGGGGAAAACACCAGGGUUUAGUGAGCAAGAAGAGGCUGCGGCAGAGAGCAGCCUGGAGGUGGAGGCUGGAGUGGGAGGGGACCAAGAGGCUGCUGAGGGUGCCAAGGAGUCUCCCCCUCCUGCUGUGACCAGCUCCCCUCUCCCCUGGUCUCCCAGAGCCCAAAGAGGUAUGAAGAGGGUGGAGCAAAGACAGACAAGGCGUCGGAGUCUCAGGUUGCUUGGGAAAGACCCAGGGGAGGAGAAGGAGGCUUAGAGAGCUGUGAGAAGGCAAGAAGCUUCCAUCCUCGCAACUGCCUCAUUGGGGCAAGAUCUACGGGGAAGAAUUGCUGGGCUCACUAGGCCCAAGCUGCUGUUUCUUUGAAAAAGUUAAAUUCACUGACACCUUGUGAGUUACUGCUGACCUGCUACCGAUACCCGCCCUGACACCGCCACCCCCCCGCUCAAGUUGAUUGCUGGGUGGGGUGAGAAGAUGGGGGAAGCCCUCUUGCGAGAGCAGAAAUUGUGUGGGGUUCUGCUGAUGCGACUGGUUAGGUGAAUCCCACCCAUUGCUUCUGGAAUUUAUGUGAAUAAAAGGGGAAGCAAUUGCAGGGGGUUGGACUAGAUGGCCCUUUGGGUCCCUUCCAGCUCGACGGUUCUGAUUCAAUAAUGGAAUGGAAUGAAACGUGUUAGACGACUGCUCUUCCCCCAACCCUCUUUCCCUCCCCUCUCUUGUUUCCAGUGUGGUGUAGUGGUUAAGAGUGGUAGACUCAUAAUCUGGUGAACCGGGUUCGAUUCCCCACUCCUCCACAUGCAGCUGCUGGGUGACCUUGGGCCAGUCACACUUCUCUGAAGUCUCUCAGCCCCACUCACCUCACAGAGUGUUUGUUUUGGGGGAGGAAGGGAAAGGAGAUUGUUAGCCGCUUUGAGACUCCUUAAGUGCAAUGAAAGGCGGGAUAUCAAAUCCAAACUCUUCUUCUUCUUCUUUCUCUUCCAGGAUGUGACAAGUGCCCUGAUCAGGUACGGAGCUGCAAUUUCACCCCCUCUUUGUUCUUUGUUCAUGAACCAGCUGAAAGGUCAGUGUCAGCCAUUCAGGGAAGCAGAGUCUCUGAGGCAUAUUCUGCAGGCUGCAGGCUAGAUGACUCUCUCGGGUCAUUACAAAUCCCAGGCUCCUUAUAACCACUUUGAGUGUGAAUAUGAUCCCACCCUCGCAAUCUCAGCUUUCCAUCACCUACAUAGGCAGCCAGACUGGCAGCUCUCAGACAGAAAUAGGGAAUGUGGGGAGGGCUAGGGAGAAGGAAGAGUUAUUUUCUUGUUUAUUUGUGUAGCAGCGAAGCCACUGGGGUGAAGUUCAACCCUUGAAGCCUCAUAUGUUAAAAAACAAACAAAACUGGGAGGCAAAGCUUUGCUCUUUUGUCUGUCGUAACUCUCAGUUCAGUAACUCUUCUAAUUUUCGCAACCUGUCAGGAGCGAUGACCUUAAAUGUCAGAGGCCGGUUCCCGUUUCUUCUGACAUGAAGGGCCACACCUGCAAUUUUUCUCUGAAGACCGUGGUCCUCAAGGGAGUGCUAAAGAAAUUCAAAGGUAAAGAGAAGCAACACCUCUCCGUUCAAAUCCAUUCUCGGUAUUUUAGCAUCUGAAAGCGGAAGCGUUGGCUUGUGGCAUGCCAUGGCCCAGCACAGAGCAGUCUCUUUCAGUCUCGAUAACAAUUUGCAUUAUUGAUUUUACAGAAGACAGCCUGAAAGAACUGCUUUCUUAAUUGACUAGCGCAGGGGUUGUCAGCCUGGUCCAUACCGCCCACUAGUGGGCGUUUCAGGGUUCUGCGGCACAAGCUGAAUCCUCCUUCCAUUGAGCACUGGUGGGCGGUAAGGAAAUUUUACCACCAAGAAAGAUGCAUUAGUGGGCGGUAGGUAUAAAAAGGUUGACUACCCCUGGACUAAUGGGAUGCAUUGUUGUAGUGCAGUGAUGGCCUCUGUGCUAGCUGGAUUUUCCGAAAGGGUUUAGACAAAUUCUCCUGGUAGCCAGCAGUUUGUGGGGUGCCUGCUGAAUAUUCUUCUUUUGCACCGGACAGGGGUGGGAUUUGCUGCCUCUACCAAAGGCUAUUAAUCAUGGUGGCCGUAAGGAAUCAUAGAAUCAUAGAGUUGGAAGAGACCACAAGGGCCAUCGAGUCCAACCCCCUGCCAAGCAGGAAACACCAUCAGAGCACUCUGAUGGAGCAGCCUCCAUAUUCAGAGGGAGGGGGCAAUAACGGGGGGGGGGAGCAGCUGCCUCCAUGCCCUGCUUGCGGCCUUCCCAGAGGACUCUGGGUGGUCACUGCUGGAAUCAGAAUGCUGUACAACAGGGGUGGAGAACCUCUGGCCUCUGGUCUUAAAUUGGGCUUCCUGGUCCCAUCAUUUAGCCAGUGAGGUCGUUUUGGCCUAGCCACGCCCACCUGCCCUACACCUGGCAUCAGGUAUGGGGCAGGUAAAGAGACAGCAGGGUUGGGGCGGAGAGGUUGCAGGUAACCUGUUCAGCAGCACCUACGAAGCCCUGUGCAUGUGAUUUUACAAGCCCCGACAAUCAGCUGAUGCAGAGAGCUGUAACCAGCAGAUCUGGAACAUGGAACAAGUUGGUCUGUGCCAGCCUUCAUCAAGCUGCCCUCCAGAUAAUUUGGACUACAACUCCCAUCAGCCACUGGAAGGCGCCGGCUUGGGAAAGACCGGUAUUUGUUUAUGACAAAGAGGUUACUAACAGUUUCCAUUCUCUUGUAUGGGUCUGUGUGUGUGUGUUUGCGUACAGUCAUACCUCAUGUUAUGUUUGCUUCAGGUUGCGCAUUUUCAGGUUGCAUCCUGCGGCGACCCGGAAGUACUGGAAAGGGUUACUUCCGGUUUUCACUGCUCGCACAUGCGCAGACGUGCAAAAUGACGUCAUGUGCAUGCGCAGAAGCGGUGAAUCGCUACCCGUGCACGCACAGACGCAGGUUGCGUUCUGCUCAUGUUGCGAACGGGCCUCCGGAACGGAUCCCGUUCGCAACCGGAGGUACCAGUGUACAUGCAUAUCCAGGGAGCUGAUUGUAAUUGCAAUAGAAGUUAAAUUACACACACACACACACACACACACACACACACACUCUGCAAAAAAACCUGUGUACCCAAUGAAAAAUAGUGGGUACUGUAUAGUAUAAUAUGUACGUAUAUGGUGUUUGGACAGAAUCUCUUUCUGCUGUUCCUAGUUAGCCCUGAUUUUCAUUAAUGGGCUUCCUCUUCUUUCAGAUCACCUGCGGGAUGAAUUGGGGAAAGGUGAGAAAGGUAAGUGCUGGUAAUUAGCUAGAUUUUCUGAAGAACCAGAUCAUACACCUGAAUGUUCAAAGCAGACGUUGUGUGUGUUAAUACGUAUAUCCAGAAAUGAGUUUCAAGGGUUGUUUUUCAAGGCAUGUAAUAAAAACUCUGCCAGUCUCCUGUAUUCUCUGUUUUCAGUAAUGUCACUGAAUACAGUCAUAGCUCAAAAGCUCAUGGUUGCUGCAUUGGCUUUGGGCAGAAGUGUAUUGGGAAAGUGGUGGACACUCGAAUCAGAAGCUGAAUGGCCACCUGUCAGGGAUUAUGUAAUAUAGCGGUUGGUUUCCCAGCCUAAUUAAGGGAGGAGCAAAGUGAGAAUGCUUGAGCUGUAUGAAGAACCUAGGACAGAAAUGCCCACACCAUACAUUUAAAGCACAUUCAACUCCUAUUUAAAUUGUGUGGCUUUACCCAAAGAAUCAUGAGAAGUGCAGUUUACACCCCCCCCCGAGCUAUAAUUCUCAGCGCUCUUAAGUUCUCUGAAUUUUUAGGGAGGGAGAGUCCUGUGGUUUAAACGUACGUUGAAUGUGCAUUCAAUGUAUGCUGUGAUCCUAAUUUACUUAUCUCAUGUUUCUGUGUUUCAUCCCAGCACAACCUAUUUAAAACAUUAUUAUUUAAAUUUGUCUACUGCCCUAUACCCGCAGGUCUCAGGGCAGUUCACAAGAUAAAAUCACAAGAUACAAGCACAAAAUACAUAAUUAAAACAAAAACAAAAAAGACUCCAACACAUUUAAAAAGGGCAUUGGAUGUCCAAAUUGUGAAACCUGUCAUAGGAAUUCUAAGGUCUCAAAUAUAGAAUAAAUGUUGAUAAUUGCAUAAGAUAAACAUACAUAAAUAUAUAGACCACAUGUCUAAAAUAGUACAGGAGAGCAAUCCAAAAGCAUCUUGGCUCUUCUAAAAUCUCUAAAUAUUUCCUCUGCCUCCUUAAUCCCCUUUGCCUGAGAACUGGUAGGCAGAUAGCAACCAGGGGAAGUUCCUGAAGGAAUUCCUCUCCUUUAUCCGGUGCCCUUUUUUUUCUUUAAAAAAAUGUUUAGGGGUACUCUCAUUUUGACUCAAAAAAAAUCACCAUUUUAUAGCUCAAACUGGGAAAAAUAAAUACAGUUAAUGGACAAAAGUACAGAAAUUCACAAAAUUUACCUCUGCAUCCCCGCAGAAGAAAGCACUGCCUAUAUCUUUCAACCUCCUUUGUAUAAUUAAUGUUUGCCCAGAUAAUAAUUGUUAAAUAGUGGGUAGACAUAGCAGACGACGCAGCGAUUUCUCCAAAGCAGCUCUUUAUUUGUAAGCUGGAACAGAAUGUAGGUAUGUUUGAAUAUUUUUAAGGAUUGUAUGAAAUGUAUGUUUGUAUGCUUGUAUAUUCGCAAUAUGUGUGUAUUAAUGCUGAAUUAUUUUAAAAUCAAAAAAAGAUUUUUUAAAAAAGGAACAGAACUGCACAGCAAACAGCUCAGCCGGCCUGCUUUUAUAGGCAGCCGGCUGUCAACAUUGUAGCAACAACACCCCAGGGUUUCCCGCCUAAAGUAGCUGAUAUGGACCUGAGUGAAAACUACAUACAUGAUACUCCUGGUGGCCAGAGUGAGAACUUCAAUACAUAAUAAUAAUAAUAAUAAUAAUAAUUAUUAUUAUUAUUAUUAUUAUUUAUGCCUCGCCCAUCUGGCUGAGUUUCCCCAGCCACUCAGGGCAGCUUCCAAUCGAGUGUUAAAAACAGUACAGCAUUAAAUAUUAAAAUAUUAAAAACUUCCCUAAACAGGACUGCCUUCAGAUGUCUUUUAAAAAUAGGAUAGCUGCUUAUUUCCUUGACAUCUGGUGGGAGGGCGUUCCACAGGGCGGGCGCCACUACCGAGAAGGCCCUCUGCCUGGUUCCCUGUAACUUGGCUUGUCUCAGGGAGGGAACCGCCAGAAGGCCCUCGGCGCUGGACCUCAGUGUCCGGGCAUAACAAUAGGGGUGGAGACGCUCCUUCAGGUAUCCUGGGCCGAGGCCAGUAUAUGCCCUUCCUGUGAAUUUUCUCUGCUGUUCCCGCGGGGGGUUGACUUAACGCUCUUAUCCUGCCUCCUAGAGGAGCUGCUCCUGGACCCAGAGACGGCCAACCACCUCCUCAUCCUCUCGGCGGACCUCAAGGGCGUGAGGAUGGGCUGCCGAAAGCAAGAUCUACCUGACAACCCCAAGCGCUUCGACACCAACUCCCGCGUCCUGUCCACUGAGGGUUUCAAGUCGGGGAGGCAUUACUGGGAGGUGGAGGUGGGGUCUGCCGACGGCUGGGCCUUUGGGGUGGCCAAGGAGUCGGUGCGCAGGAAAGGCUUGACCCAGUUUAGCCCUGAAGAGGGUAUCUGGGCACUGCAGCAAACGGGAGGGCGGUACUGGGCAGUCACAGUCCCCAAGCGCACCCCGAUUUUCAUGCCCGAGAGGCUCCACAAAGUGAGGGUUUACUUGGACUACGAAGGGGAAGAGGUGUCCUUCUACAACGCUGACAACAUGCAGCACAUUUUCACCUUCAACGUCGCCUUUACGGAGAGGGUGUUCCCCCUAUUCUCUGUUUGCUCCACUGUCACCUACAUUAAACUUUGCUCCUGAGAGCAGCUUCGUUCCAAGAGGGUGGGCAGCUACAUUAUUUGUGCGCAAUGAAAACCAUAGCCCGCUUGCUUUCGAUGCCAAGGCGUCUGUCCCUGGGGGCCACCACCGAGGAGGGCCUCGUAGUCACAUAACCUUGUGGCGGCUGCAGGAAAAGUGCUUGGGGGUGGGAAAUGCCUUCAGAGAGCCAGUGUAGUGUAGUGGUUAAGAGCGGUGGACUCAUAAUCUGGUGAACCGGGUUCGCUUCCCUGCUCCUCCACAUGCAGCUGCUGGGUGACCUUGGGCCAGUCACACUUCUCUGAAGUCGCUCAGCCCCACUCACCUCACAGAGUGUUUGUUGUGGGGGAGGAAGGGAAAGGAGAAUGUGAGCCGCUUUGAGACUCCUUCGGGUAGUGAUAAAGCGGGAUAUCAAAUCCAAAACUUUUCUCUUUAAACUGUCAUGGCUUCCCCCCAAAGCAUUCUGGGAGCUGUACUUUGUUAAGGGCGCUUUAGGCGCUUUGUUAAGGGCGCUUUAGUUAAUUCCCCUCACAGAGCGACAGUUUCUGGAGUGGUUUAACAAACAACCCUUUUAAUCACCAUUAAUUAAUGCAGAAUGAGUACUGUAUUGGCUACAACGGGCAAAACAUCCUCCUGUUUCUCUCCCUGACAUUACGUGGAAACAUUAAUGUUUGGAUUCAAAUUUUACACUAUGACUUUGUGUCAGGUUUUGUCAUUUCUUUACUUUGUACUGGAUCGGUUUGACUAUCAACAUACAGUCAAACCUCGGUUGUCAAACGUAAUCCGUUCCGGAAGACUGUUUGACUUCCAAAAUGUUCGACAACUGAGACGUGGCUUCUGACUGGUUGCAAGAGUUUCUUGACUCAAGCGAAAUCCGCGUUGGACAUUCGGGUUCCGAAAAACGUUCAAAAACUGGAGCAUUUACGUCCGGAUUUUUGGCGUUGAGGAGCCAGAGGCAUUUGGGAACCCAAAUUUGACUCUGAGUCACUGCACAGACUUAAACUGACCCAAGUCAUUCCUCCUUCACUGCGAGGGAUGUGAAAGGUCCCUACCAGAGAUUUAUCAAUGUCCUCACCAAACUAGAACGCCCAGAAUUCUUUGUUGGAGGCAGACUAUUGACCCAGCAUAACCCUGAAAACCGUUUCUAGAGAAUUGUCUCAUCUGGGAAGAAGAGUCCCUUUUGCGUCACGGAGUCUCCUUUCAGCUCUCAAACGGUUUGCAUCAUACAUACGUCAUUUGGUUUUCUAUACCUACUUUUUAAAAUUCUGCAGCACGGAGUUUGACCGCAUGAUGACGAGCAUUUUGAAACUUGCUGAUUGUUGAAAGGCCUUUGCAAACAGUACCUGUGGAUAUGGCCCAAUCCCACCCUCUUUCUUUCUGUCUUUGCCUUCAUACAAUUCAAGCUCUCUGCCUAGGCUUAGCCAUUGUUGGAAGCGUUCAAUGGGUGCUUAAGUUGCUCCUUAUCUAAAUAUGACCUUGGAAUGUGCCUACAAAUUGCAUCCAUUUGCAGGAUGGAACUAAUUUGUUUAGCUUGAGCAAGGGCAAGGAGACUUGAAAGACAGUUUGACUGACAGAUUUGCUAUGAGGUUGAGCUUAUUUUGGGGGGAGCGGGGUUGUAUGGCCCUGAUGUAGCUGUGAACCUAGAACUGCUCUCCUGUGUACUUGCUUCUGUGCCUCUGUAAUCCUCCUUGCUCAAUUUGUACAUUUGUAAAUAAAUUGGUUAGUACAGAGAUACC
Podarcis lilfordi (Lilford's wall lizard) is the source of this 22602-nucleotide messenger RNA. NCBI's taxonomy places the organism in Eukaryota, Metazoa, Chordata, Lepidosauria, Squamata, Lacertidae. The record is from the annotation of a GenBank genome assembly.